ACUUUGCUUCUAACAUCACAAGGAACAAAGCUCUCGUAGAAGUGGCAGACACAAACGUCAAUGCCACCCGCAUCUCCCCCAGCGCCCCCUCCCUCAGGAUGUCCCAGCUCUCUUCCACCUUGAAGCGCUAUGUGGAUUCUCCCCGCUACUCGGACACCUUGCCUUGCAGCAAAGCCUCCACCAGCUAUGCCACCUAUUCCUCCUACUCGUCGAAACUCUCCUCCUCCUCCUACUCAGACAAAGAGAAGCUCAACUACAAGCCCACCACUCCUUCCAGCUACUUGACUUCUACCCACCUGCGGACGUCGGGGGCCACUGCCUCCUCUUCCUUGAACUUCGACGGGGGAGGGAGGCUGCUCCAGCGCCCGGACUCGGGCACCAGGUUGAGCCCUGGGUAUAGCCGGGUCCCCGUGAGGCCCUCUGGAGGGCUGAGUGGAGGGGCCACCUACUCCUUUGCGAACGGGCCCUCGACCAGCUAUGGCUCCACCCCGCUGGGACGCAAGAAGUCCAGCAGCCAUUCCGACUUGGCACGGGAUCUCUCCUCCAUGCACCUGUCCUCAGACCCCUACCCUUCCACCUCCACCCGCGGGCCCUUCAUCGCCCGUCCCCGACAAGAGCUCUGCAGCAUCCAAGGAUUUUACCAGCCCAGCAGACACUCGGAUUACGUCCAGGAUUACUUGGACUCCUACAGCCGGAAAGGGGGGCGUUCCCCGGGCCCUGGCAUGCAUGGCUCCACGCCGGAGGUCCUCACCCCAUCCCUGCACCCCACUAGCCGUUCCUCCGUUCAGCAGUGGGAGUGGACGGACAGCCAGACAGACCUCCUGAGCAAGGAGAAUCCGAAUUCAAAAACGGUACAAGGUCUGACUGGUCUCCGAAACCUCGGUAACACCUGUUUUAUGAACUCCAUCCUGCAGUGCCUGAGCAACACCAAAGAGCUGCGAGAUUACUGCCUGCAGAGCCAAUACGUCCGCGAUCUCAACAACAACAGUCGCAUGCAGAUGUCUCUUAUGACAGAGUUCGCCAAGCUCAUCCAGGCGUUGUGGACCUCGUCUCCGAAUGAAUCCGUGAGCCCUUCCGAAUUCAAGAUGCAGAUCCAACGAUAUGCUCCCCGCUUUGUGGGAUACAACCAGCAAGAUGCCCAGGAAUUCCUGCGCUUCCUUCUCGAUGGGCUCCACAGCGAAGUGAACCGGGUGUUGGUCCGUCCCAAAGGCAACAAUGACAACCUGGACCAUCUACCGGAUGACGAGAAAGGGAGGCAGAUGUGGAUGAAAUACCUCUCAAGAGAAGACAGUCGGAUUGGGGAUCUCUUCGUUGGGCAACUGAAGAGCUCCUUGACCUGCAGUUCUUGCGGCUACUGUUCCACUGCUUUUGAUCCGUUCUGGGACCUGUCUCUGCCCAUUGCCAAGAAAAGCUACGGCGAGGUGAAUUUGAUUGACUGCAUGCGACUCUUCACCAAGGAAGAUGUUCUAGACGGUGAUGAGAAACCUACAUGCUGCCGUUGCAAAGCGAGGACGAAAUGCAUGAAGAAAUUCAGCAUCCAACGUUUCCCCAAGAUCCUGGUUUUACACCUGAAACGUUUCUCGGAAGCCAGGAUGCGAUCCAGCAAACUCACCACUUUUGUCAAUUUCCCGCUUAAGGAUCUGGACCUACGGGAAUUCGCCUCUCAGAGUUGCAAUCAUGCAAUUUACAAUCUCUAUGCCAUCUCCAACCACAGCGGGACCACAAUGGGUGGCCAUUACACGGCCUACUGCAAGAGUCCACUCUCUGGAGAAUGGCACACCUUCAACGAUUCACGCGUCACGCCGAUCUCCCUGGGCCACCUCCGCAGCAGCGACGCCUAUCUCCUCUUCUACGAGCUGGCCAGCCCGUCUUCCCGAAUGUAGCUUCCAGAUCACGCUCCCCCUCCGCCGCCCGCCACACACAUCCCCAUGGAAAGGAAUCCUCGUAAUAUCCCGGAAGAAGGAGGCGAGCCAAGCGCCAGCUCAGAAACGCAUCGCGAAUGGGGCGGGGGGGCGCGUGGAGACCCAGGACAAUGGCGACUUGAGGGAUUUUUUUUUUCUAAACUGGGUUUUUCCCCCCCCCUCCCUUUUUUCCUAAAAAACAAGCAAAAGCAAAAAAAGAGAGAGAGAGAGAAAGAGAGGGAGGGAGGAAGAAAAUGCUUUUAAUAAAGCGUUAACUAAAGUUGCCGGUCUUCACCGGGAUGCCUUACUCCCACGCACAGGACUGAAGACCGAGACACCGAGGCAGAAAACGCCAUCCUGGGUGUGAGCAGGUUCCACGCCAACUGCAUCGCUCCGAAAAAAAAAGAAAACUGUUCUCAGGGGCGGUUUCUAUGUUUUCCUUCUCUCCCUUUUCCUUCCUCUCUUCUCCCCUUGUCCGCCCACACUCCUUUCCACACAACGUGGUGUGCAAUAAGUCGCAAACAGCUGCUGCUCUUUUGGGGGGAGGGUAGCAACCUGUCUGUCCCCCCUGUGAUCCCUUGGCAGGGGGUGGGGGUGGGUGGAGGGUGUUGGAGCUGAGCCACAGAGGUGUUUUUUUUCUCUCUGAUGCCAGUUGGACGCCGCUUUGGCCACCGAGUUGCAGAACUAGAUCAAGUUUUCCGGAAUAUGAUUUUUGCCUCUUAGAUCAAGGCAAAGCUUGUUUGUUUUUUUGCACAGUUCUCACACAAUCCUCCUCGGGGAGGGGUAUGAGGGAUUUCUCUACAGGAACCGCGGGCUUUGAGUCCUAUCUAUUCGCACGGGGUGGGGGCCGUUGUUGGAUUCCUUUUUUUUUUCUCUUCUUUUUAACAAACUGGAAGCAUCCUUGGAUGGAUUUUUUACGGACUUUGUCGCAAAAGCAGAGACUCGCUGGAUCCAAUUCUACCUGUUUUCUUGUCACUACUGUGCCUUAAAAGCAUCCAGACGAAAGAGACGGUGCGUUUUCAGACGAUCCGAGUGCCCUUCGGAAAGGGGCACGGCGCAACCAGCAGAAAUAUGACACGCACACACCCAUCCUUCGGCUUUCCUCUCCUCCUUCCCCAACUUUCCCUCACCACAUCCCUCAUUUGUCCUGGGAUGGAGGCCAUUCAGGAACGCUUCGGACAAUUUUCAAAGAGGAUUGCUUUGAUUUCAGUUUUCAUUUUGGUUCUCGCUGCAUGUGUGCCGCAAGAGUCGCCAAAACUCACCUCGUUGGAGGGGUGUUGUUGUUUUUUUCUUAACCGGUUCGGGAGCGAUCAGUAAACUUGUCCUUCCUCUUAUUUAUUCUCCAUCCACAUCAUGCAGGGUCAACCUUUCAGCCCAAAUCCAAAGCAGACACUACUUGAAGGGCUGAGAGUUAAGAGUUAGCACCUUGAUGGUUUUGCAACCAGACAAAACAUUCGCUGGGUAGAAAACCCCCUCCCCUGUUUUAUUUCUUCCACCCUCUUCAUCCCCUACCCCUUGCAAAGCUCUGAAAAAGCACCAAGCCGACUUUAACCCAGUUUUGAAUCAAGCAGAGCAUUGAGGUUGGUUUUAGUGGGCACCUUGGUUCGCAGCCUAAAGGAUGCCCCUUGCCCCCCUCUGCCAUUCUCACAGCCUGUUUUCCUACAACCCAAAGUGCCCCCCUUGCAUAUUUCACUCCAUUUCAACUGGGCCGGUGCUCAGGACCCUGUGGGGAAAGCAGAAGGGGUAACCCAGAUGUCAAGGGUCUGGCUAGCAAAGCCUUUCUCAGUGUUACUAUUUUGCUUGGUUUGGGAUGGGGCAUUUUUUUUUUGUUUUGUUUGUGUUUGUGUUUUUUUUUUUUUUUUUUGUUUAUCAGUUUGGACUGAACAGCUUGUUUACUGUGUAAGCAAGGCUGGAGGACGGACCGUGGUCACUCAGGAAGGAGGCUUGUACAGAAAUAAAAUUGUAACUUGAUGAACAAUCCACUGCGU
Molecule: messenger RNA, 3889 nt
Organism: Pseudonaja textilis
Lineage: Eukaryota; Metazoa; Chordata; Lepidosauria; Squamata; Elapidae
Gene: USP2
Product: ubiquitin specific peptidase 2
Biological process (GO): protein deubiquitination
Molecular function (GO): cysteine-type deubiquitinase activity
Source: RefSeq, a predicted model, not a curated record